AGGGUUUAGGAACACCUAAAUCUCCUCAGCGGUUAAACCGACCCCAAACCACUUCUGGGAAACCACCGGUAUCCACUGCUUUGGGGAACUCUGGAUGCUCGUUAUGCCAAACGCUCUCAAAAGCCGGGAGCAAUGCUGGGGCAGGAGAGAGGACUUGGGAAGGAUCCGGACCUUACUUUCGCCGCGGGUCCCGGACUCGCAGCCCCCGGGUUGUGAGGCGGAAACCAAAGGGGCGAACCCAGCGGAGCCGGCGUGCACAGACCCUGCCCCGCGGUCCAAGAGGGGUGCCUCCGGCCCGGGACAGCGGGGCUCCCGGAGCCCGAAAGCCCCACGAGCGGCGACAGCGGGGCCCGGCGCUGACGAACAGAGGAAGCGAGUACAACGGCGCCGCCGUCGGGAACAUGCCCCCGAGGGCCCCGGAGCGCGCGGCCGCGGGGGGCGGCAAGCGGCGAGGGAGGCCCCAAGCCGGGGCGAGGUGAAGGAAGAUGAUUUCCCCCCCAUCUUGAUCACCCCCCAGUCUUCGCCGCCAAAAACGGACUCCGCCGGCUCUCCUCGGCCCGGUGCCAGUUGUUGGAUCCAAGAGAAUUCCGGAACCCAAACGGUCCAUUACCGCGGCUCUGGGGCUCGCUCAAAGCACUUUAUUGGCAGUGAAACCGCAAGUAACCCGGAGCCCUCGGCGCGACCACGGCUAGAAUCAGAGCCUAAGGCGUGUGAGCUCGGCUAUCCCACGUCUGUCUUCACGCUCACCCGCAAGUCCGACACACCGGGGCGCCCAGUUAAUGAAUACUGAAGAGUAGGGCUGUCCCUACCGCUUCUCACUUCCUUGUUUUCAUCUUUUCGUUAUUAUUAAGCGACCUAACACAAUAAACAUAUUACCUUGUUGGUAA
This is a messenger RNA of Pan troglodytes (chimpanzee), 887 nucleotides long. RefSeq names its product serine/arginine repetitive matrix protein 3. NCBI's taxonomy places the organism in Eukaryota, Metazoa, Chordata, Mammalia, Primates, Hominidae. The record is from RefSeq and is a predicted model, not a curated record. The coding region runs from base 95 to 790 and encodes 231 amino acids. The transcript is spliced from 4 exons.